This is a messenger RNA of Notothenia coriiceps (black rockcod), 1396 nucleotides long. It is a transcript of the gene trappc12, whose product is annotated as trafficking protein particle complex subunit 12. The transcript is spliced from 2 exons. The coding region runs from base 17 to 1396 and encodes 459 amino acids. NCBI's taxonomy places the organism in Eukaryota, Metazoa, Chordata, Actinopteri, Perciformes, Nototheniidae. The record is from RefSeq and is a predicted model, not a curated record.
UCCUUUGGAACUGCGCAUGCGCAGUAUAUGUAUAUCUGUCAGUGCAGUAAGGAGCAGUAAGAUGGACAGUGAGGAGGCUCCUGCUCAGAGGCCAGUCACCUUGGAGAUCACAGUGGAAGAUGUAACCGCUGAAGCCCCAGGCCCAGACCCUCCAAAGCUAACCAUCAGCCAGACCCCACUCAGAGAAAAUCUCCUUCCCCAGGUAGAGAGCAUCGACUUGGGCGGGGAGUUUUCCACCCCCCAGGAAGACAGCAGUGCUACACCUUCAGAGAGCCUGAUGGACAAGCUAAAUGACCAGAUGAUGGAGAGCGUCCUGAUUUCUGACUCGCCAAACAACAGUGAGGAGGAGGACGACGACGAAGACGUAGCCCCCAUGGACUCCUUUCUAGAUGCAGUGGAGGAGGAAGAUCAUUUUCACGAGACAUCAGUCGACAAAGAGGAACAAAGUGAAAUAGGUCAGAAUACGACUGAGAUUGAAGUUACAGUGGAGGAACAGGAGAAGGAUAGCUCUGUGGAGAAAGUGGAUGAAGAAACCAGGGAGCAGACAGACACUGAGGAGCAGGUGAUAUCCUGUGUUUCACUCCAAGUUGACGAGCACAGCCCGUCUGAUCCCAACAGUGGGGAACAGUCACUACUAGAAGCUCAAGAGACGAAAGAUUUCUCUGUGCCGGUGUGCACUAUAUUCAGCCAUGGCGCCCAUCCAAAGUCGUUGGUGCCCGAUGGAUUCCAGCCCACCCUCAUCAAGUCCCCCAGUUUUAGCAUGGGGAGCGGUGUAGAAACCAGUGAGGCAGUGACCCCCAGCAAGCUGAUGGCUCCCCUCGUGUGCCAGCCCAGCCCCAGCCUCAGUAAGUUCUUCAAUGAUAACGGACAUGUCAACCCAGCCUCAGAUUUCUUUGAUUCCUUCACUGUCCCCUCCUCCUUCAUCUCUGUUUCAAACCCAAAUGCUGACAUCCCUCCUGGUGCCACCCCAGCGUCCAUAGCCCCCAACCCUGAGCGGCAGCUCUCCUCCACCUCCUCCUCCAUCUCCAACCCCGGUGGAGCUCUGGACUCUGGUGCUCCCACUCCUAGUUCAGUGUUUGCCCCAUCUGAAUCAACCGCCAAGGCCCAACCUCCUCCAUCCCAAGAAGCCCCAGCUCAAGCCCCUGCCCCAGCCCCUCAGCCGCAGCCCUUCAGCACGCUUCAGGCUGUGUUUUCGGGGAGCGAUGACCCAUUUGCGACAGCGUUGAGCCUGAGUGAGGUGGACCGGCGCCAUGAUUCCUGGCUGCCAUCUGAGGAGACCAGGAAGGUGCUGAUCUCUGUGGCCACCCAGCAGUACAGCCCUGCCUAUGUAGAGACCACCAGACUCACUAUGCCCGGACUCAAGUUUGACAACCUUCAGGUGAGACUUAUGCUGUAA